UCAUCUCCGUUCUCAUCUGCAAGUGAAUUCAAUUUCCAUCUCUAAUGCAAUUGUUGCAAUAAAAAUCUUUCCUUGGUAAAUUAUUUAACUCAGUGUUCAUGAUCCUACUACCGACAUUUAUCUCAGCUCUGAUUCUCAAUCAUCAUUUCGAGAAACGUUGAGAUUUUGAUCCCACGAAAGAGACAAUGGUUCACCACGCUUACGACUCGUUCCAGCUCCUCAAAAUCGAUGCUCUCGAAUCCUACGGCUCUAAACUACUCGCCGGAUGCUACGACGGCUCCCUCCGCAUUUACUCUCCUCAAUCCUCCUCCUCCUCUGAGCUGCGUCAAGAGCCUUACGUCCUCGAGACGACCGUCUCUGGCUUCUCUAAGAAACCUAUCGUGUCCAUGAAGGUUCUAGCUUCAAGAGAGUUGCUUCUGUCUCUCUCUGAGUCAAUUGCGUUUCAUAAACUUCCUAACUUGGAGACAGUCGCUGUGAUCACCAAAGCGAAAGGCGCGAACGCGUAUGCCUGGGACUAUGGUCGUGGCUUCCUCUGUUUCUCGAGGCAAAAGAGGGUCUGCAUCUUCAAGCACGACGGAGGAGGAGGGUUUGUUGAAGUGAGAGACUUUGGAGUUCCUGAUACUGUAAAGUCCAUUUCUUGGUGCGGUGAAAACAUUUGCUUAGGGAUUAGGAAAGAGUAUGUGAUACUUAACACUGCUAAUGGGACACUCUCUGAGGUGUUUCCUUCUGGUAGAGUUUCUCCUCCUCUUGUGACUUCUCUACCUUCUGGUGAACUUCUCUUGGGGAAGGAGAACAUUGGAGUUUUUGUUGAUCAAAAUGGGAAGCUACUUCAGACGGAGAGGAUUUGCUGGUCAGAGGCUCCAAAGGCUAUUGUCAUUCACAACCCGUAUGCAAUAGCCUUGUUGCCACGGCGAGUUGAGGUUCGCUUGCUACGAAGCCCCUAUCCUUUAAUACAGACUGUUGUUCUCCAAAAUAUUCGGCGCCUUGUCAAGAGUAACAAUGCUGUGAUUGUUGGUUUGGAUAACUCUGUUCAUGUUCUCUUUCCUGUUUCUAUUGGUGCCCAGAUUGUACAGUUAACAGCUACUGGAAACUUUGAGGAAGCCUUAGCUCUAUGCAAGUCACUCCCUCCUGAAGACUCAAGCCUAAUAGCCGCGAAAGAGAGUUCUAUUCAUACAAGAUUCGCUCAUUAUCUUUUUGAGAACGGGAGCUAUGAGGAAGCCAUGGAACACUUCCUGGCAUCUCAAGUAGACAUCCCACAUGUACUUUCCAUGUACCCAUCCAUUAUUCUUCCUAAAACAACAAUGAUUCCUCAACCAGAUAAGAAUGUGGACAUCUCUGGGGAUGAAGCUGCUCUGUCUAGAUCAUCAUCCGGCUUUUGGGAUGACAUGGAGUCUUCCUCUCCUCGAUAUUUAUUCGAAUCUGAAGGCAAUGCAGCUCUUGAAUCUAAGAAAAUGAGUCACAACACUCUGAUGGGUCUUAUAAAGUACUUGCAGAAGAGGAGACCUGGUAUGAUAGAGAAGGCUACUUCUGAAGGAACAGAAGAGGUUAUUUCAGAUGCUGUUGGCAAGUCUAAGAAGUCCAACAGGGGACGUGGUGUGAGUCCGCUUAACUCAGGUGCCAGGGAGAUGGCAGCAACCCUUGACACAGCUCUUCUGCAAGCACUUCUACACACUGGCCAGUCCGGAGCUGCUGUAGAUUUAUUAAAGGGUGUUAACUACUGUGACAUAAACAUCUGUGAGGAGAUUCUCAUGACAAGUAAAAAUUACCCUGCACAGUUGGAAUUGUUCAAGAGCAAUUCGAUGCACCAUGAAGCCCUUAAGCUUCUUAAACAGCUCUUGGAAAAGUCCAAAUCAAACCAGUCACAAACUGAUGUUACGCAGAUGUUUAGUCCUGAGUUGAUCAUUGAAUAUCUCAAGCCUCUCUGCAGGACUGAUCCAAUGCUUGUGUUGGAGUACUCUAUGCUUGUCCUUGAAAGCUGUCCAACACAAAUAUCUGGAAACAUCUCUGCAGACCUUGUCAAUUCGUAUCUGAAGCAGCAUGCUCCGAACAUGCAGGGUAGAUAUUUAGAGCUUAUGAUGGCAAUGAAUGAAACCGCAGUUUCAGGGAAUCUCCAUAACGAGAUGGUACAAAUCUACCUUUCAGAAGUGCUUGACUUGCAUGCUUCUCAAAGCGCGCAGCGGAAGUGGGAUGACAAGGAUCAUCAUCCUCCCGAAAGGAAGAAACUGUUGUCUGCGUUAGAGAGCAUUUUAGGGUAUAAUCCACAGACUCUGUUGAAGCGUCUUCCACGUGAUGCUCUCUAUGAAGAGCGUGCUGUUAUAUUGGGGAAAAUGAAUCAGCAUGAGCUCGCUAUGUCGAUCUAUGUUCAUAAGCUUCAUGCACCUGAUCUGGCGCUAGCUUACUGUGAUCGUAUAUAUGAGUCCAUAUCUUUUCUACCAUCUGGAAAACCGUCGAGCAGUAUCUACCUCACACUGCUUCAAGUAUACCUGAAUCCUAAGAAAAGCGCAAAGGACUUUGCAAAGCGUAUUGUAGCUCUAGGAUCAUUCGAAAGUUCAGACACAACGAAGAUGAUGGAGUCUGUUUUGUCUUCGAAAGUUAAAGGAGGCCGGUCCAAGAAAAUUGUUGCGAUAGAAGGUGCUGAGGAGAUCCGAGCUGGUCUCAGUAGCAGCACUGACAGUGGAAGAAGCGACGUUGAUGCUGAAGAACCCUUGGAGGAAGGAAACUCCAGCGUUAUGAUAUCUGAGGUUCUUGAUCUGUUGAGCCAAAGGUGGGAGAGGAUCAAUGGUGCGCAAGCUCUUAAGAUUUUACCUAGAGAAACUAAACUCCAGAACCUGCUUCCGUUUCUUGCACCUCUUCUCAGAAAUUCAAGUGAAGCACACAGGAACUUUUCAGUUAUCAAGAGUUUGAGGCAGAGUGAAAACUUGCAGGUGAAAGAAGAAGUGUACAAACAUAGGAAGGGAGUGGCGCAAGUAACAAGCGAGAGCAUGUGUUCAUUGUGCAAUAAGAAGAUUGGGACAAGCGUGUUUGCUGUUUAUCCCAACGGGGAAACGUUAGUCCACUUUGUCUGCUUCAAAGAUUCUCAAGGCAUGAAAGCUGUUGUUUCUAGGACACCACAUGGAAGAAGACGAUGACAUGAUCAUUACCGUAACGUAACACAG
Molecule: messenger RNA, 3155 nt
Organism: Brassica napus (rape)
Lineage: Eukaryota; Viridiplantae; Streptophyta; Magnoliopsida; Brassicales; Brassicaceae
Product: vacuolar sorting protein 39
Biological process (GO): autophagy; endosomal vesicle fusion; vesicle-mediated transport
Cellular component (GO): cytoplasm; membrane
Molecular function (GO): protein binding
Source: RefSeq, a predicted model, not a curated record